Venturia canescens is the source of this 10528-nucleotide messenger RNA. Its product is annotated as endoplasmic reticulum aminopeptidase 2-like. Lineage: Eukaryota; Metazoa; Arthropoda; Insecta; Hymenoptera; Ichneumonidae. Gene Ontology annotation, biological process: peptide catabolic process; proteolysis. Bases 2152 to 5163 code for a protein of 1003 amino acids. The record is from RefSeq and is a predicted model, not a curated record. Gene Ontology annotation, cellular component: cytoplasm. The transcript has 14 exons. Gene Ontology annotation, molecular function: peptide binding; zinc ion binding; metalloaminopeptidase activity.
GGAAGCUCUUAGUCUGCUGCGUGAACGAGGCGGGCGCAACCUGUGGCUAAUCCUGACCGCCGCGCCCCCCUGCGUCCGGAAAUUCACCCACGCUCAAUUCUCAAACUCGCAGUGCUACUCUCACCGCCUGAGCGUUUACAUCGCAAUGUCGUCAAAGCUCCACGACUACCAUGGUGGUUUCUGACAUUUUUUUCAUAAUCGCACUCAUUCGAUGCUUCUUAUCAAACAUCCGAAUUGUGUUAAAGUUUUUUAGUCCUAUCAACUGUUUGUCAAUUGACGGUAUUUUCACCGUUUUUAAGGAUAUACCAGUGCUCAACGGAAUUGAUUUACAAAGCUGAAAAACACGAGAAUGAAGGAGACGAAGAACGAGAAACGAUCCUGCGAAUUAACCAUGCUGGGAAAUUCAACGAAUGUUAACAUUCACUGUGCGCUAGAAGCAACUGAUUUUUAAUUAAUUCAGUGACAGAAAACACCAACCACGAAUAAAAGUUCAAAACGAGCCCAAGAUGGCCCGAUACACAUCGACUCGAUUUAUUGUAUUGAUCGUCCUGAAGAAUCUACCGAAUCAAUAUGCCCCGAAUGUUAAUACAAAAUGAUAAAUACAGGGUGUAAAACGAAAAAAUAGACGUCUAGAGUGAGCAAUAAAAUUAGCAGCGAUUAUGCUACGUCUUGAAGUGGAAACACCUGAAAUAAAUCUAUCGUCACAAACAAUAAUGACGAUACGCGACCAGGACGCGUUGAUGCGCGAGUGAGCCAAAAGAUUUGCUCUAACAGUGCCACGAGUCGUAAUAAGAAUAACGCAAUGAUAACCGCGUGAGUGCACCGGGUGCGAAAUGGAUGAGUUGAGACGGAGAGUGAAAAAUGAAAUCCGCUAUAGAAAUGGGACUGAAAGAUCGCGCGCAGGAUACUCGGGAAAGAGCAGAGCGAGCUUAUCGACGAAAGUAAAAUCGCAGCAAAGAAAAGACAAACAAAAGUAUAAAACUUGUGUGGAAUUUGGUAGCGGCUGUAAGGGAAUGUGAGAAGAAGAAAAAAGAAAGAAAAGACAUUUUAUGAGAGUAUCUUUUUAGGGGCUUACGGCAUAUCGUGGCAAAAUGACUCGCCUUUUGUACCGGCCAUUUUUUCUACUCGACAAUUAGUAAACGUUUGAAAGAAAAAUAUAUCUUUGAAGGUGAAAACGUGGCUCGAGAGCACGAAGCGAAACGGGAAGUGUCUGUGAAACAGAACGAUUAAACGCGACUGCGGAAUAAAAAGGAAGAGGAAAAGAAGAAUAAAGCACGUGCCAAAGGAGGGACCAAAUCCAACGACACUCGAAAGUACUUUUUGCCAAGAAAAAACGAGAUAUCGAAAGUAGGAAGAUGCGAGGAGAUACUUUCGCGAGAAGUUUCUCGACUCAGCAUCUAUCGAUCAGCGACUGCAAUAUACAAUAAUAAAAAUAGGAAUCAUUUUUUAAAAUAAAUCGUGAUAAGACGCUCGUUCUAUACACAUUGGGUCAAGGAUCGAGUGAGGAUGAAUUCGGUGAAGGGUGAAAAAUAGAUCGAGAGCAAAAGGCUCGAGUGCCUCUCGAGUGAAUAUCAAGGAAAUAGGAAAAUCGAGGAUCGCAUAGCUCCGAUGCAAACUCUUCGUGGAUGACGUCUGUCUGUUUCCGAUAGUAGAACGAGCAAUAUCUUCCGGUCGAGUGGACCACGAAAAUUUGUGGUCUCCGAAUAUCGAGUUCGACUGACGGACUAUUAACGCUGCUAUAGCUAUUAAAAAUUCAUGCAUAUUCUUCGUGAAAUUCUAUGUGUUUUCUCCUGUACGUUUGGUCGCGUGACCGAGUGCUUAAUGAGAAUCGUUUGGACGAAUAACUCGUAUAUCGAUUGAGUGGGACCUCUCCGCACGGAACCAAAUGGUAGUGACCGUGACAAACACCGAGACGAAACUUUGGCUCGAAUUUAAUGAACAAGCAUCGUGAACGAAAAAGAAUAAAAUAACCAAAGUUUUCUCAAUCUGAUUUUGUACAAUAUACGUUUGUGCCAAACUCGAACAUAAUAACGAAUUGCUGCCCAAACUUCCACUUCGGAGCCUCCGCGCAGUUAAACGCUCCCCGGGUACCUCUUUUAAAUAAAUCGGUUUAAUUAGCGAUAUAAAACAUUUGUGGAAAAAGUUUUUAAAAUGCCUACCGCCAAUUCUACGAGGGAGAGCAGUCUCGCGAUAAGGACCGAACCCCUCGGGAGAACAUCGAGUUCCCGGAGCCGCGGCCAGAACGGUACAGCCAAUACAGAAGUUCCGGAAAUCUCAGGAGACAGUAAUACAGGCUUGCACAAGAGGAGCAUUUACGAACACAAUGGGGUCGCAGUGUGCUCGCACAAAAAGGCACUCUGCAUCGCCACAAUCGUAUUCGCUAUUCUCUUCGCCAUAUCACUCAUCAUUGCCUUCGCGGGACCACAAAACGACUGUCCUUGCGCUGGUGAAAAACCAGCGAAUUUGGAGAUCGAGACAGACGCGGAGAGCACGGAACCCCUUGCCACGAACGGGGAGAUAUUUCCGUGGGACAAUGUCAGGCUACCGAAGUUCGCUCAUCCGACAAGGUACAAUCUCACGAUUCAUCCGAAUCUCACGACUCUCGAAGUCAAAGGGCAAAUCACGAUCGAAUUUUACGUCGAUCGAGAGACCAAUUUUAUCGUCUUCCACAGUAAAAAUUUGACAAUAAAUGAAAAGAUGGUGCAGGAUCGGAAAGGCCACCGAUUAAAAAUAGCUAAAUUGCUCGAAUACCCUAAACAUCAGCAGCUCUAUUUAGAGCUGGAAGAAAGUAAAUUUCGCAAGCGCGGUAACUACACGGUCCACCUGCGUUUCGUAUCCAAAUUGACGAGCAAACUGGAGGGUUUUUAUCUCAGUACUUACGUCACGGCCGAUGGAGAAAAGAGAUAUCUUGCGACAACGCAUUUUGAACCAACGCAUGCGAGAUCGGCGUUUCCGUGUUUCGACGAGCCCCAAUUCAAAGCGAAGUUUAAAGUCUCCAUAUUCAGAGACCGAUUUCACAUAGCCCUGUGCAAUAUGCCUGUUGUAAAUACCGAGGACGCUGGUUUCUACAUGGGAACGGGCCUCCUUCGCGAUGACUUCCAAGAGUCCGUCGAGAUGUCAACUUAUCUCGUUGCAUUCGUCGUUUGCGAUUUUAAGAGGGUCUCGGAACUGACCAGCAGAAACGUUUCCGUAAGCGUUUACGCUCCCGAGUCGAUGCUUCCACAAGCCAAAUUCGCAGUUACCACUGCAGCCCGUAUGAUGGAUUAUUUCGAGUCCUUCUUCGGGGUCCACUAUCCACUGCCGAAACAAGACCUUAUAGCGAUACCGGAUUUCGCUGCCGGUGCUAUGGAGAAUUGGGGUCUGAUAACGUACAGGGAAACAUCGAUACUUUACGAUCCUCAAGAGACGUCGACGGGAGCACACGAAUUGGUGGCGGUCGUGAUAGCUCACGAGCUGGCCCAUCAAUGGUUCGGUAAUUUGGUGACGAUGAAAUGGUGGAACGACAUUUGGCUGAACGAGGGAGCAGCGAGUUUUUUCGAGUACAAAGGCGUCAACAGUGUUUCGCCGGAAUGGAACAUGAUGGAUCAGUUUGUACUUGACCAGACGCAAUCGGGAUUGGUUCUCGAUGCUUUAGCGACGAGUCAUCCGAUCAGCGUUCCCGUUAAAGAUCCUGCUGAAAUCGGAGCUAUCUUCGACACGAUAAGUUACAGCAAAGGGGCCUCGAUCCUUUACAUGCUCGAAGGCUUCUUGUGCGAGGACAUUUUCAAAAAAGGCCUCAACGACUAUCUCAAUAUCCACGCUUAUGGGAGUGCCGAUAAUAAAGAUCUUUGGUCGGUUUUUACCAAACGCGCCAACAACACGUUCGAUGUCAAGGCAAUAAUGGAGACGUGGACUCAGCAAACGGGUUUUCCAUUAAUAACGAUAAGUCGCGAGGGUAACGUGAUAACAGCAACCCAGAAGAGAUUUCUAUUGUCGCCUCAGGAGAAUGGGACAGAAUUGUUGCAACCGAAAUCACCUUUUAAUUACAAGUGGUACGUUCCACUGAGCUACUACACGGACAAAGAGCCGGAAAAGCUUCACAACGUGUGGAUGAACAUGAGCGACGUCACGUUCGAAAUAUCGGAAAACGUUGAAUACAUAAAGUGCAACAUAAAUCAAUCGGGAUUUUAUCGAGUGGCUUACCCGGAAGAUAUGUGGAACGUGAUUAUUGAGACUUUGAUGAAAAACCACACGAAAUUCAGCCCAGUAGAUCGUGCCAAUCUCAUCGACGAUUCCUUCACCCUCUGCGAGGCUGGAGAACUCAACGCGACGAUACCACUGAGAUUGUCAUUGUAUUUGUUGAACGAGAGGGAUUACGUUCCAUGGGCAACUGCACUCGGUUAUCUUCACUCGUGGAAAGAAAAAUUGAACGCCAGUUCAGGCUACAAAAGAUAUCUCGCUUAUUUGAAAAGAUUGUUGGGCCCAGUCACGAAGUACGUUGGUUGGAGCGACGAGGGUUCACAUUUGAAAAAAUUAUUGAGAAUUUCCAUCCUACGAGCUGCGGUUGAACUCAAUUUGGAAGAUGUCAUAAAACCGGCUAAGAACCUUUUCGAGGACUGGAUGGUGAGGGGCAAACGAAUCGCACCGAACAUUCGCGAUGUUGUUUAUGCAGCUGGUGUUCAGUUCGGAGGGGAAACUGAAUGGAGUUACUGCUGGGACACGUAUCGAAAGACCCAAAUACCGAGCGAAAAAAUAAUAAUGCUAAAUGCAAUGGGUGCGACGUCGGAUCGUUGGUUACUGCAGCGUUAUCUCCUUCGCUCUCUGGAGCCCGAAGACGUCAAGGCCCAGGAUAUCGAUGCGGUCAUUUCGUCCGUCGCGCGUAACAGCGAAGGAAAAUUCCUCGCCUGGAGACAUAUGAAAGCUUAUUGGUCACAGCUUUUCGAUAUUUUCGGCACCGGAUCUCCCACAUUCGGUGGCUUAAUUUCCUCGGUCAUAUCUGACUUUUCAACCGAAUAUGAUUAUCGGGAGGUAACGGAAUUUUUCAAAGACGUCGAUGUCGGCAGUGCUCAAAGGGCUUUGAAACAGAGCUUCGAAACGAUAAGAUUCAACAUUAGAUGGGUCGAAGAGAACGUCGAAACUGUCGAUAGAUGGCUCAUCGAUUAUCUCAAAGACCACGCGAGAUAAGCUUUGCAAAUUUUUUCACAUUUGAACUCACACACAAAGUUACGAGCUUUAACAAUCACACACACACACACACACACACACACGAACAUAUAUAUAUAUUUAUAUAUGUAAACAGAGGUCAGGUUGAUCGGGAAUUUUCCGGAUCUCGGUUGUUUUCGGUGAGAUAUCGAUAAGCCGAAAAUAAGUCAACGGUUCGUUGCAUCCAGAAAGUACGUGCUGCCGGGGCUGCCCUCGGGCGGUUCGAAAGCCGUGGCGAUGCGAAUUUCUAUGUUUUUACGGUAAAAAAAAAUGUACAAUAUCGUCCACCGUAAAAAGAUCCAUUGGAAAAAAAAUUUAAAAAAAAGCCGCGAGUCAAGUACGAAGAAGAGCGUUGAAUCGUUAACUUCGAAUUUUAAUGCUACGAAAAAAGUGGUAGAGAAUGAAAGAAUAAAGGAAGAGAGAGAGAGAGUCUUUGCAAAAGAAUAAAUUCCGUCGAUUUAUGAGCGGAACCGCUCAUAAAUUUCCGAGUUGUGGAACAAAAGGCGUUUCGCGAAUGUGGUGUACAAUAAAAUAAUGUCGAUUUCCGGAAGUUAUAACGAUACACGUUUAUCGCAAUCGCGAUGUCGAAGAAGAUUUAAAAAAGGGAGGAAACGCACGGGGACACGCGAGUGAGAGUCAUUUCGUACGUUUUAAGUAGCAUAUCAAAAGAAAUGGAGAGUUAAAACGAAAUGGAAAAAAUAAAUGAAUUGAAAAAAUAGGAAAAACAAAAACAAAAGAAUUUUAAAAUAUAAACGUGAUGAAAGAGAAUUUAAAAGGAAGAAAUUUAAGAAGAAAUCAAGUUGAAAUUAGACGGUCGGCGCGUGAAUCGAUGGAACGCGAUCACGGUCGUUAAUGGAGAGGAGAACGAGAGACGCGGUCCCUUUUGUCCGACGUCGAGAAGGCGACGCGCGUUUACGUUCAUUCAAUCAUCCGUAAUUACUAAUAAUAUUAAAAAUAAUAAUAUUAAUAACAAUAGUAAUAUCAAUGACACUGAAUAAAUACAAGCAUUAUUAAUAUGUUUAAUAAUAAUAAUAAUAAUAAUAACGAUAUAAUUAUUAUGAUAAUAAUAUGAAUGAAUAAAUAAUAAUAACAAUGAUAUAAUAAUAUUAGCAUAAUCCCCGAGCCAAAAAGAUGAGUUCAAGAUGAAUAAUCGAAUCUUUAUUAUUAUGGACACGACAUGAAAAUUAUCGUAAUUAAAAUCGAAACGAAGUUUCGCGAGUUAUUCAUACAUGUCGUGUGUGCCAUGUGUUCAUAUUGCUGGAAGGUUGAAACAGAACAUAUUAAUGAAAAUAAAGUUGAUGAAAAACAAGGGGAGAUAAGAAAACGGGCCUUGCGAACUUGAGGACGCGCGGGUUACGUCCGACAAGCGCACAGGUCUCCGUAAUGUAAUGAAAACGCUCUUUUCGAUCGGUUCCCUUUAUUUUCAAUUUCCUUGAGAUUUUUUUACGUUCCGUACGAAAUACACAUAGAUCGUAAUAGAAAAUUCGAUAUUUUACUACGAAAAAAAAAAAAAGAAGAAGAAGAAGAAAUAAACCAAUUAAAUGGAGAAUACCAUACGCGGAUGUCUAAGUGUGCGUGUGCGUGAGUUUAGUUACCUAAUUAUCGAAUAAUCGCGACGUACUUACACAAACGUCUCGAUGCGCCUAAUUAAUCGUAUACUAAAUAAAAGGAAAAUUAUGAAAAAUGAAAAAAAAAAAAAAAAACUCGUGACUAAAUGUCGAUAUUAUUAUGUAUUAAAAUACUUACUUAUUAUACGAUAAAUCCUGCCCGUUUUUCGUGACGACGCUCUCCGUCAAAUGUUCAGUCAAUGGGGCGCACCGUCGCUUCGUUUUAUUCUGCCGGAAACGGAAGAAACGUUCCCGAAACACUGGAUCAUCUCCGUGAUAGGUGCUUCAGGCUGGAAAUUCAAUCUGAAUGAUUUUGAUUGGAAAGAUAUAUAGAACGACCCUCGUUCGGGAUUCCCGAGGAGUUUCAUUUCGAAAAAUUCGUCAAAUAGAACGGAUUCUUUACCGAAUUUUGAGCGUGGGUCCCCCUUAAUCCUCGCAUGUCCAAAAAUUGUGUGCUCAUCAUGAACUGUCAAAAAUUUCAGACGCGCGAGGGUUAAAUGUACACUAAAAAUUAAGAGAAAAAAAUGUACCACCGUCCACCCAGCAUCGUGAUAGCAAAAAAUUAAAAGCAACCAUCGGCCAGGGCAAGCAAAUUCCACGGCCCAAAAAUGUGUGAGGAGACAUUUUGAAAAAUACUGAAAAAGAAACGAAGAAUUUCCAUGUUCCAUGUUCGAUGAUAGUGUCGCGCGUUUUUCCACCCGUCUCGUGACUCGUGCGGCAUUUUUCAAAACUCGUAUCCGUCGAUCUCCCCUCGCAACUGUUUUUUUAUUAUUACCUUUUUUGCAUUUAUUCAAUUGCGCGAUAUACAAACAAAAAGCGACACGCGCGUGAUGAACUUCGAAGAAGAGGCGCCGAUGAGAAGCAUAAACGCACCAACUUCCGGUCCACUGAAAUAUAAAAAAAGGCAAAACAAUUCCGGAAAUUCUCGAAUAUUCCAAUGUAAGAAAAUUCAACAAAAUCGAAUGUCGCCUGAUAAAAAAUCUAUAAAAAAAAAGUAAAUUAAAUAUGGAAAUUUAUAUAUAUAAAAAUAAAAAAAAAAAAAAAAAAAAACAAUAACCGACGUGAAUUCUAUUCACGAUUGAGGCGAAAGUUAAGAAUAAAACGAAAAUCAUGAAACAAACCAAAAUCAAAUUACGAAAGACAAACGAUGCACUUGCGAAGAUGUAAAUCCCGUCGAACUUUGUAAAUACUUUAACGGCACUCAAAAAUAGGCCUCUAAAAGAAGAAAUGUCUGGAUCGCAUAGAUUUUUAUACCACUCCGAGGAGAGGCGAAUACAAAUGAGAGAAACAAACGAACAACAAAAAGAAAAUAAAGUGAAUUUAACAAUGAACAAACCAAAAAGAAUGAAGGGAAAAAAAUAACAUAGAAAUUAGAAACGAAUCGACGCACAACUAGAUACCUACAUGUAAAUAGCAUAUUUUUUCACUACUAUGACGAUUUUUUCUCACGUGUUCAGUCACACAAACACACGAUAAAUACGAGACCGGAUAAAUCGUUCCUUUUUCAGGCCGAGAAGUAGCGAAAAAAUAAAUUCAUUUCGGCCUAUCAUUUUUUUCUUUCCUCUUCAUUACCUUGGCAUAGUGUUGGGUUUUUUUUUGUUUUUCGAGUACGCGAAUGCGACAUUUUUCAUUGUGCGAACUUUCAUUGCGAUUUCGAUUUCUAUAUUCAUCUAUCAGAUAUAUACAUGAAUAAAUAUAUAAAGUUUCACUUUCGAAUUCUAUACACACGGUGCUUUCUCGUUCUGCGCCAGACGCAAAGAAAAUGAAGUGUGCGAAGGAAAAAAAUAUGGUCGAGCUUCUUUUCCGUAAGAUCAUGAAAAUAUUCAAAAAUCAGUAUGAAAAAUUAUCCAAAAUAUCGACGUUUGAGAAAAAAGGUUGCGAAAUACACGACUAAAAAUUGGUAAAAUAUAAACGGGAUAUUCCAGGCCAUAUCAACCACUUUUAAACCCGAUCCCUUUCGAUUUGGCGGAAACUUUUUUAUCUUUUUCUACUCUAACAAAGAAAUUUUUCCGAAUUCUUUCAAACUUUUUUCCCCGAUCCAAAAAUAGUUAUGAAUUUUUCAAAAAAAUUCCGUUAUUCUUGUUCAAAGUGACAUAACGCUUUGGAAAAUUGACUUAUUGUGGCGUUUUCUUUUUUUUUCAAGUAUUGUCUUCGAAUUUAAUUUUCAGAAAAAAAAUUUAAAGGUCAUACAAAUACAUCUUCAACGUGUUUUUUUGAGAAUUUAGAUAAAAAACGAAAAUUUUGGGAUGAUUGCUAUUUUUAAUUUAUUAUCCUUUUCUCCAGAAGAAAUUUUGAUAUUUUUUACAAGUUCUCUGAAAUUCUCAAAGUGGCAUUUUUCCGCUUCCUAUUCUUUUUUUCUAUUACAAUUUUUUUUUUUUUUUUUUUUUUCAUUCCGCUUAUUUCUAAUGACACCACUUUGAAAAUUUUCUAGAAUAUACCGAGAACCUUAAAAGUUAAAAAACAAUGAUAGUUAUAUGAAUAAAAAUCGGUAAUCAUUGGAAAAAAUUCAAUUUCUUCUAAAUUACAUUUGAAUACAAAUAAAAUCAAAUAAAAUUUAUGAUUGGACCAAUUUUCGGUCAAACUAUGAGCUUUUAAAAAUUUAGAAGUAGGUUAAUCGGGAUAAAGUUCAUUUCAAUUUUUCCUUUUUACCCUUCUUCGGGUAUCAAAAAAUAAAAAAUAAAUAUUCAGGGCUGUCUUUAAUUUUUUCUAAUUUUUUCGGAAAAAAAUUGAAAUUUUUCCGAUGAUUAUCGAUUUUUAUUUUUAUAAUUAUCAUUGUUUCUCAACAUUUAAAGUUCUCGGUACAUCCUAGAAGAUUUUCAAAUUGGUGUCAUUAGAAAUAAGCUGAAUUGAAAAAAAAAAUUCAUUGAAAUAGAGAAAAUAAUAGAAAUCGAGAAGAUCCUACUUUGAAAAUUUCAAAGAACGUUUAGAAAAUGUCAAAGUUUCUUCUGGAGAAGAAAAAAAUAAAAAAUGGUAAUCAUCCCAAAAUUUUCGUUUUUUAUCUAAAUUCUCAAAAAAAAAACGUUGAACAUGGAUUUGUAUGACCUUCAGAUUUUUUUUCUGAAAAAUAAAUCCGAAAACAAAAAUGGAAAAAAAAAACCAUUUUUGAAAAAUUCAUAACUAUUUUUGAAUCGGGAAAAAAAAUUUGAAAAAAUUCCGAAAAAUUUGUUUGGCACGGUAGAAAAAGAUUCCGCGAAAUCGAAGGAGGUCGGGUUCAAAAGCGAUCGAUUUGGCCUGGAAUGUCCCAAACAUACAAGAAGAAUUCAGAUUCUGGAAUUGCAUUGAAUGAGGAAUCGAAGGACGAAGACUGUGUAAAGAACGGAUGUAUUGUAAUAUAUGAAGAAAAAAAAACUAUAAACCAAUGGCAGUCGUGAGACUGCCAUUACAGACAUUUUUUUUUCCUUAUUUUAACCCACGAACGAGGAGUAAUGCCGAAAUGUAUGCAUAAGCAUAUGUACAUAUAAUUGUUGUAAAAUGCUCGCAUAACUGAGGGUGUGAUGAUGAAUACGAUACAGUGGCGAGGGAAAGGACAAAAACAAACAGUUUUUUGCAUCUCACAUUUAUGAAUUAAAUUAAAUCGAUAUUACGAUUAUAUUGUAUACAUUGUUCUCUACCGUACUGUUGUCAUAGAUAUUUUGUUGUAUAUAAAUGACGGAGAGGAAAUAAUGAUAAAAAUGAGAAAACAAACAAACCAUACGAGACAUGUACAAGCAUACAAAUGAAUAUAUUAUAUGUUUAAAAUA